GCCUACCAAAUCGCCCAUGCUAAAGGCCAUUGUGGGCCGAACAUAGAUUACCUUCGCCAGCUGAUCAGAUUCAUGCGUGACGAGGUGCUGCUGGGCGAAACUGCCCGCCAGGACGCCUAUCUGCUGUCGUUGGGUCAACUGGCCGAGGCGUUCUGGGCCGGCGAGCGCCAAUUAACCCACGACCUGGCUCGUCAGUUGCCCCAAGUUCUGGCCAGUCUGCGCCGGACACCGGCUGAAGGUUUGGACGAGACGGUGAUGAGUAGAGCAUCGGGCGGAGGCGAGAAGACUGCUGGACAGGAGAGCCGAAAUCAAAACUCGUCAGCUCGACUGGACGCGCGGCUCGACGCAUUGGCGGCGUCGGCGGCGUCGGCGGCAGCUUCGACGUGUCAGCCCACCAGACUGAGGCUCCUCGAGAAGGCAGUCCCGUCGUCAGGCUGGAGUCGAGGCGAGGAUUUGGGCGACGAGCCGGAGACUGGCCAAUCCGAGGAGCAGACGGGCCUCGAUUCGGCCGACAGUCGGACAGUCGUUGAGGCGAACUCGAGUACUCGGGCUUUGUCCGCGAUUGCCACACGUAAGAGUUUUUUUGCGUGUGCAUACACUACGAUUGAUCUCAUCGUGACGCUGGACGCCAAUCUUCUCGCACACAAGACGGACCACGACCUCACCUAUGACGGCCACAAGUUACAUCAUGAACUUCAAUUCGGCAACCCAUCUCUUAUUCCCCAUUUUAAGUAUCAUCUCACUUCUAUGCUCAGAGUUCAUUCCUCUCGUCCUCUAGCAGCUUUCUUUCAUCAUGUUCUUGGAAAUCUGAUUUAA
This is a messenger RNA of Protopolystoma xenopodis, 816 nucleotides long. The record is from the annotation of a GenBank genome assembly. NCBI's taxonomy places the organism in Eukaryota, Metazoa, Platyhelminthes, Monogenea, Polystomatidea, Polystomatidae.